CUACAUGCAACCUGUUGAACACCCUCCCUUCUCCACGCCGCCACACAGAGCGCCGCCGCCGCUGGGAUCUCCGGUCUCCUGCCUCCUCCGUCCCUACCAGUCUCAGAUCCAAGCUCCUCUCCACAUAAGCUCUUCAUCCAUCCUAGUCGCGGCUCCCCACGCUGCCCGUGCAGGGAGAUCAGGAAGCACAUCUGCAGGCUUCAUGUGAGACGAGGAGAUCUUCACGGGCGGGCUCGCCGCGGCCGCCGGCAGUCCCCGCCACCACGCGUCGUCCGACCACAUCUGCUUACGCCGCCGGAGCAUUGCCUUGCGCCACCAACGCCCGCAAGGAGCUGCCUCUGAUUUCGUCGAUUCGUCCACUGCCAGCGCCUUCAUCCCCUGCCUCUCUGCAUCGUCCCUGCAGCCACCUCGCCUUGCAUUGCGCUUGCGCCAGCACCUUUCUUCCACCUGCAGUCCGGCAUGCUGGCUGGCAGCUGAAGUGAGGUGUGUUCAUGUUGCCUUCUCCUUCGUUGGGCGCCGCUACUGGUGACGCUAAGGUUGCGGUUUCCUCCAUGGAGACGCCAUGGGUGGACUCCAAGGAUCGCUCCUGCCAUAACCCUUCGGCGCAGCAAGCUGAGAAGUCAUCAUUGUCGGAAAGAUCAAGGUCAGAGCGCAGCAUGGCCUUCAAAAGAUGGGCUCGAGGUAGGUGUUACCGCUGCCUUGCACUCGAUCACCAAGUCAGUUCCUGUCGAGACUCCUUCCGCUGCAUUCGUUGUCGUCGUCCUGGGCAUCGAGAGCGACAUUGUCACUUUCGAUCCCCGUCUCCAGCACCACGAGCCCGCUCAUCAUUCGCCCAACCUCAACGUACUCAGCAAACAAGGAGUUGGGCUGAUGUUGUGGCCGCGUAUCCACAGCGUGCACCUCACAUUCAGCUGGCAGCUUCGCAUCGCCCCAUCAUUCAGCGUGAUGCAGGAAGACCUAUGUGUGGAUGUAAGUGCCAUGCCUCUCUUGGGUUGGUUGCCACAGACCUUCAGUCUAUGCUUACCCCGUUGAUGGAUUCAUUGCGUUCGGAGCUCCAACAAAUGAUACUGACAACAUUGGACGAAGUGGUGCGUCCACUCAAGGAGGAGGCCAACGUCAUCAAGUUGUGGUUGGCGCGUGUGGCCAACCACUUAGAGCACAUCGAGAUACCUAGCAAGGAAUCCACUGCUGGUGAUGUGGUCGGCCUCUUUGGCCCCUGUUCUCCUAUUCAGCGCUCACCGAACCCGUCAAUUCUUGCUUCUCUUGCAGCAGCUUGUACGCCUUCUAGUCCUUUGGUUUGUGAGAGUGCGUGUGGGGAUGCAGCAGACUCUAUUGCAGUUGCAGAGGAGAUAACCACAAAGAAUUUUCCUGUGGAGAUUCACCCAAAGACAUUGAUGGAAGAGACAUUAUCCCCAGCUGCCUCCGUUGCUGGCAUCUCAACCCCUACCGCAGAUGAUACAUCACCCUCGCACACUAUGGAGGUGCCCAUAAAGAUCUUAACUGAUGCUACACACUUGGACCCACCCAUGGAGCAUAUGAUGCUGCAAGUUGACACUCCCGUCGAGGAUGUUGUUCUAGUGGAAGAUGCAUCCAGUGAUGAUGAUGAUGCUGACUCAUAUGCGAGUGUGGUAAUUGAAGACCCCCUGCUUUCCGUUGCCGUUACAGAUGGCUCCACCCUGUCUACGAUUGAGAUCAAGGAGGAAGAGCCACAACCGCCAGAUACUUCGUGGUUGGAGGCAACCUCUCCUCUAGCCACCAAUGACUUGAAGGCUGACGAUGUUAGACGUCCUUCUGUACAUCACUCACCAUCAAUGAUAAUGACAGCAAGAUGCGUGCGCAAGUCUUUUGACAGAUCAUCGCUUCGUCGAAGCACUCGUCUUGCCCAACGAAAGGUGCUCAAAGACUUAGGCUUAAUUAGAGAGGACGGGAAGCUUGAUGAGAAUGUAAUUCAAGACUGUGCUGACUGUUUGAAGGAAUUGGUGCCACCGGACCUACUCCAGUCAAUAAUGCUUUUGAAAGGCCGUGACUUCUGGGAUGUUGUGGCAGGGGCAUCUUUGGCUCUUCGUUAAGCUUUUUCUGUUGUGUUUUCUGGUGUUGCAUCAUGUUGGUGGUUUUCGAGGUUUGUGUUGGUAGUUUAGCCUUAGUAGUUGCCUUGGUAUCUCUUCUGUUGUCUUUGUGUUGGUGCAGCUCGCGUCGAGGACCCAAUCCGAUCGAGCAUGAUGCAGAGGCUCUGAUCGACGACCCAAUCCGACCGGGGGUUGAUGUCUCAUUCCGAUCUGAGCAGUGGGGUGUGGAGUCGAGUUGAGUUGUGUAACCGUGUUGAUGUCCCAAUCCAACCGGUUGUUGUUUUGAGUCGAGUUAGAGAGGAAUUGUAUGGUCGUUUGGCC
This is a messenger RNA of Panicum virgatum (switchgrass), 2387 nucleotides long. RefSeq lists its product as uncharacterized. Lineage: Eukaryota; Viridiplantae; Streptophyta; Magnoliopsida; Poales; Poaceae. Bases 492 to 2069 code for a protein of 525 amino acids. The record is from RefSeq and is a predicted model, not a curated record. The transcript is spliced from 2 exons. Gene Ontology annotation, molecular function: nucleic acid binding; zinc ion binding.